Metarhizium album ARSEF 1941 is the source of this 714-nucleotide messenger RNA. RefSeq names its product FAS1 domain-containing protein. Bases 1 to 714 code for a protein of 237 amino acids. The transcript has a single exon. The record is from RefSeq and is a predicted model, not a curated record. Lineage: Eukaryota; Fungi; Ascomycota; Sordariomycetes; Hypocreales; Clavicipitaceae.
AUGAAACACCUCAUCGCCGGCCUCGUCUCUGCCGCCGCCGCCGCCGCCGCCGCCGCCCCAUCCAGCCCUCUGGCCCAGCACCCCAUGGCCAUCAUGCCCGACGACGCGCGCCGCCCAGACGACAUGAUGCCCUCGGGGGACAAAAACCCGCCGCCGCCCGCAGUCAAAUUCCGAUCCGCCAGCCCGUCGCCCGCCGCCGCCGCCGCCCCCAAGCACCACGACGGCAGCCACGGCAAAUACGAGCCCGAAACCCAGUCCCGCAUCUCGCUCAGCGACACCAUCGGCCCCCUGCGCUCCAUAUCCUCCUUCGCGUCCCUCGCGCGCCUCUUCACGUCCACGUCCUCCCUCCUGUCCGACCCGUCCGCCAACACGACCGUCCUUGCGCCCCUCAACUCGGCCAUGGACGGGCUGGCCCGAAAACCCUGGGAGUCCCCGGCCGACUACCGCGCCCUCGGGCCACAAGCCUACGACGGCAGCGGCGGCCAAGACCGCGCCAACAAGAACCUCCAGCGCUUCGUGGAGGCCCAUCUCGUCGCCACGAGUCCCUGGGCCGAGGGGGAAAGCGCAAGGACCCUCGCCGGGCGGCACCUCUGGUGGGAGGACAGGCACGGCCAGAGGGUCCUCAUGCCCGACGGUGUCGCCGUCGACCGCGUCGCCAGCAGAGUGUCCAACGGCGAGCUGGUGAGUCCCCCCCCUCCGGCGCCUGGCGGUUGA